AUGCCCGUCAAACUUGUCUUCGGCGCCGGCGGCAUCGGUUGGACUGAGAAAAGCUUCACUUACACGUGGGAUACGGAGGAGAAAGUCACUUCGCUCCUCGAUACUCUCGAAACACUCGGCCUCAACGAGCUAGAUUCGGCAGCUUCCUACCCACCCGGCAACCCAUGGAACACGGAAACGCUGUUGGGACAGAGCAAGGUCGUCGAACGGGGCUUUGUGGUCGACUCCAAGAUCCUUGGAGCCCGUGGCCCUAUGCUUACCGACGAGCGUAUCUCUGCGAGCGUGGAGAAGACUCUCCAGCUGCUCGGUGCCAAAAAGGUGAGAACGAUGUAUGCUCACUUCUUUGAUGAGCACACGCCGAUCGCAGAGACGGCCAAAGCCUUUGACAGGCAGUAUCGGGAGGGGAAAUUCGAACGCCUGGGCCUGUGUAGCUACCCCCCUGCCAAACUAUCAGAAUACUUCUCAGUCUGCGAAGCCAGUGGCUACAUCAAACCCACUGUCUACCAGGGUGAAUAUAAUGCGCUGGCGCGGGAUGAUGAGGCUGAUCUCAUUCCUCUCCUACGUCAACACAACUGUGCUUAUUACGCCUACAGCCCUCUGGCCGGCGGUUUUCUUACGGGGAAGGUCACCUUCGCGGUCAAUGCCGAGUCUGAGCUCCACCGAACACGCUUUCACGGGGCCAGCGCAUUCAAGGCAUACGUCGAUAAGUAUGACAAUCAAAAGAUGCAUGAUGCCAUCAAACAGCUCAAAAAAGUGUGUGAUGAGGAAGGUGUGAGUCUGCAGGAGGCGAGCUUAAGAUGGUUGGUCUGGCAGUCGAAGCUAGGUGAAGGAGAUGCAGUGAUCUUGGGGGCGACGAAGGAGGGUCAACUUGAGAGUAAUGUCAAGGAUGCCAGAAAGGGGCCGUUAGGGCAAAGGGUGAAAGAGGCUGUUGAGGAGCUACUGAAGGACCACGGGAAGUUGUGA
Messenger RNA from Diaporthe amygdali, 963 nucleotides. RefSeq lists its product as uncharacterized. The record is from RefSeq and is a predicted model, not a curated record. The transcript has 2 exons. Bases 1 to 963 code for a protein of 320 amino acids. Lineage: Eukaryota; Fungi; Ascomycota; Sordariomycetes; Diaporthales; Diaporthaceae.